Entrophospora sp. SA101 is the source of this 276-nucleotide messenger RNA. The record is from the annotation of a GenBank genome assembly. Lineage: Eukaryota; Fungi; Glomeromycota; Glomeromycetes; Entrophosporales; Entrophosporaceae.
AUGUCUGAUUCUUUACGCUCUGAGUUGGGAGAUUUUUACAGAAAAGCAUUAUUUAAUAGCCAAAAUCUGGAGCCUCUUACCAGAACAGAUAUUCAUAUAGCCCAAAGAUAUUCUUGUCACAGUAAAGUAGAACUUAGCACUGAUGUUUGGAAAGAAGGAUUAGUUAAUGGUUAUGAUACAGAGAAACAUCCGUCUAAAUUUAUUAUUGUAAAUAGUAAGGCAUGUUUAAUGAAACAAACCCGCUCAUUACUAAUAAAACUUUCUUUAGAUGAUUGA